UCUCCAUCUUCCUCGUACCUGUAUUUGCUUUGAGAUCCAUUCUCUCCACUACCCAUUGAUUCAAAUUUGUUGCCUUCUUUGUUUUUCUUCAUUAUCACUCCAUGAUUUCUGUUUUCUCUGCUUUUCAAUUCGAGAUCUAUUUUCUUACAGUCCCCCUCACGAAGAUUUAUGUUGUCUAUAUUGGGUUAAAUUUUAAUUUACUAUAUACAGUUUCUCUUUAUCUAAACUGGCGCAUCUUUUGUGUAGGUUGUAAGUUUGAUUUCAUGAAAAUUGGUAAAUAAUGGCUAGCUAUGCGGGUAAAGGAUCCCCCUCAAAUGGGUCUGUCUACAUCUGCAAUCUUCCCUAUGGGACAGAUGAGAAUAUGCUUGCUGAAUAUUUCGGGACAAUUGGGGUAUUAAAGAAAGACAAGCGAACAGGUAGACCAAAGAUUUGGUUGUAUCGUGAUAAAUCAACGAAUGAGCCUAAAGGAGAUGCUACUGUAACAUAUGAGGAUCCGCAUGCAGCCUUUGCGGCUGUUGAAUGGUUUAACAAUAAGGAUUUUCAUGGUAGCAUUAUUGAAGUUCAUAUAGCAGAGUCUAAAAGUAAAGAUGAUCUUUCGUUUAAUGCGGGGGUGGAACCAAUUGUUGCUGCUGGUGAUGAUCUUGGUUUUGAGGAAAAUGCUGCGGGUAUGAACGGGGGCGGUGGAAGGGGGAGAGGUCGUGGUGAUGCUCCAGGAAAAGCAUGGCAACAAGAGGGAGAUUGGCUGUGUCCAAAUACAAGUUGUUCCAAUGUUAAUUUUGCAUUUCGUGGUGUGUGCAAUCGAUGUGGAAGUGCUCGACCUUCUGGUGCUGCUGGUAGUGGUGCAGGCUCUAUAGGUCGUGGCAGGGGUCGUGGCACUAGCAACCAGGACUCUGGAGGCAAUAGUCGUCAAGUUGGUGGCCCUACUGGGCUCUUUGGUCCUAAUGAUUGGCCAUGUCCAAUGUGUGGUAACAUUAAUUGGGCAAAGCGUACAAAAUGCAAUAUUUGUAACACAAACAAACCUGGUCACAAUGAGGGUGGCGUAAGAGGAGGGCGUGGUGGAGGUUACAAAGAACUUGAUGAAGAAGAGUUGGAGGAGACUAAACGACGGCGACGAGAGGCUGAAGAAGAUGAUGGUGAGAUGUAUGAUGAGUUUGGAAACCUUAAGAAGAAGUUUCGUGCCAAAUCCCAGCAAAUGGAAGCUGGUCGGAUACUUCCAGGUGCUGGACGAGCUGGAUGGGAAGUUGAGGAACUAGGUGUAGUUGAGAAAGAUAGGAGGGAGAGAAGUAGAGACCGAGGAAGGGAAUGGGAUGACCGAGACAGAGACCGAGACGGCAGCAGAAACAGAGAAAGAGAAAGCAGGGAAAGACAUCGGAGUCGAAGUAGGGAGCGAGAUAGGGGAAGAGAUCGUGAUCGAGAUUACGAGUACGAGCGAGAUAGAGAAUAUGGGAGAGACAAGGACCACCGGAACAGGCACCGAUAUUGAGAUCGAGUGCGGGUCUGUCUGUGAAUUGAUAACCUUUGGGAAUAUAAUUUUGUCGAGGACCUUGGUGGGAAUGGUUGAAACAUUUGGUUUAGAACAAUAUGGUAGAACCUCAUGGGUCUUAUUUUUAUGAAAGAUAUUCUAUUUAGUGCUGUGAUACAGCUUUUUGUUACUUGAAGAAAUUCAAUCAGAUUCGUAAUCGAAUUUGCGAAGCGAUUGUAAUUGUC
Messenger RNA from Benincasa hispida (wax gourd), 1707 nucleotides. Lineage: Eukaryota; Viridiplantae; Streptophyta; Magnoliopsida; Cucurbitales; Cucurbitaceae. The record is from RefSeq and is a predicted model, not a curated record.